AUGCCCGUCUUCGACGCGUGGAUUCAGCACCCGACCCCAAAAAUGCUGCGUCAUCGGAUGUUUGAGCGGAUCCGACGCUGGACGGGUCUCGAUCCGGUACCCGACGAGUUUCCGAUCGAUCUCACCAUCGCGGCCCUCGAUGCCGCCGGGGUCGACCGUGCGCUGCUGUGUGCGUGGUGGGGACCGGACGGUCCGCUCAUCGAUAACGACACGGUUGCUGCGCAGGUUCGGGCGGCGCCGGAUCGGUUUGUGGCCGCGGCCUCCGUGGAUCUUCAUCGCCCGAUGGAGGCGGUUCGGGAACUCGAACGCUGCGUGAACGAACUCGGAUUCUGCGCCCUUCGGAUCCUGCCUUGGCUCUGGGGCCUACCGCCGGACGACCGUCGUUACUACCCGCUGUACGCGAAGUGUAUCGAACUCAACAUUCCGUUCUGUCUGCAAGUGGGCCACGCCGGACCGCUCCUGCCGUCCGAACCCGGGCGUCCGAUUCCGUACCUCGACCACGUGGCCUGCGAGUUUCCCGAGCUGAAGAUCAUCGGAGGCCAUAUUGGCUAUCCGUGGACUGAGGAAAUGAUUGCGCUCGCGCGGAAGUACGACAACGUCUUCAUCGACACUUCCGGGUACAAGCCGAACCGCUAUCCGGCGUCGCUCGUCGAGAUGAUGCGGGGGCGCGGACGGAAGAAGGUGCUGUUCGGGAGUAACCAUCCGAUGCUUUCGCCGAUGGCUUGUCUCGAAGGCGUGGACGAACUUGGUCUAGACGACGAAGCACGUGAACUCUUCUUGUACGGCAACGCGGCGCGAGUCUUCGGACUUUGA
Molecule: messenger RNA, 813 nt
Organism: Nerophis lumbriciformis (worm pipefish)
Lineage: Eukaryota; Metazoa; Chordata; Actinopteri; Syngnathiformes; Syngnathidae
Source: RefSeq, a predicted model, not a curated record